Messenger RNA from Aureobasidium subglaciale EXF-2481, 2355 nucleotides. RefSeq lists its product as uncharacterized. NCBI's taxonomy places the organism in Eukaryota, Fungi, Ascomycota, Dothideomycetes, Dothideales, Saccotheciaceae. The transcript has a single exon. Gene Ontology annotation, molecular function: DNA binding. Gene Ontology annotation, cellular component: epsilon DNA polymerase complex. Bases 22 to 2244 code for a protein of 740 amino acids. The record is from RefSeq and is a predicted model, not a curated record. Gene Ontology annotation, biological process: error-prone translesion synthesis; DNA-templated DNA replication.
AAAAGACAUUCACUCCCCAAAAUGGCAGCUGCCUUUCGUCUGCAGGAAAAUGCAGUUCCCUCGUCGAGCCCGGCCUUUGGAACGCCCGUCCAUCCCAUCAAGGCUCGAGAAAAGCGAAUCCCUCCGCCGGCCUUCAAAGCCUCAAUCCCCACCAUCCUGCCAAUUCUCCUCCCACCGCCCAGUCUGAGACCUCUGGCCUUCCGAACCUUUACCAAGAAACAUAACCUCACCCUCAGCUCGCCUGCUCUGCAAUCACUAGCCACGUUUGUUGGCAAACACUGCGGCUCAGGAUGGCGUGAAAGAGGCACAGCAGAGGGCGUUCUCGAAGAAGUCGCAAAAGCUUGGAAGAAGAGUGGUGGCAGCUUGAUUGUCAACGAUGGCUCGUUGCUCAAAAACAUUCUCAAGACUCUCGAGAGUCUGAUGAGUGGUGGCAAGGUCGCCCAAACAAAGUCUACCCUAAGCAGACAAGGUAGCUUCGCUUUUGCGGGAGAGAGUCAGGAAUUGGCACGACGACCCAGUCUUGCUGACACGUCGUUCCAAUCGCAAGACAUCGACGAAGAUGACGAUGCAGCCAUAAAUGACCCUCGAGCAUGGAUCAAGGUCGUCGGUGCCUUUGAGCAGCCUAGACUGAGCUACAAUGUCCACAAGAAGCACUUUGAGAAGAUUACCACAAAGUCCACUCUUCUACCGACACCCGCACACCGAACACAACUCUUCCGCGAUCGCUUCAAUCUCAUUCACCAGCGACUAAUGCGAAAUGAAGCCUUCCAAGCACCCGCUGUCGCAAACUCCCGCUCUCUCAAACGCUCGGACUCUACCUCAAUACAGCAAUUCUACAAAAUCACUCCUAUCGCCAACCUUUUGGGCAGAAAUGGCAGCAAUCAUGUUCUACUCGGCAUGCUGGUCAUUACUCCCACUGGUACGCUGGCCUUGAACGAUCUGACUGGAAGCAUCACCCUCGACCUGCAACACGCAAAACCACUACAAGGUGUCGACUCGUCAUGGUUCUGUCCAGGCAUGAUCGUCCUGAUCGAAGGCGUAUACGAGGAAGAGUACUCGGGAGCAGGUGCCAGCGGUCUAGGUGCUGCAACCGGUGUUGGUGGUACCAUUGGAGGAAAGUUCAUCGGCUUCAGCAUUGGUGGUCCUCCGUCUGAAAAACGUAGUGUAACCCUCGGUGUCGCCGAGUCGAAACAACAAGAUAUUGGUGUCGGUGGUGGCUUUGGCUGGACCGAUUUUUUCGGUCUAGGAAGUGAGAAAGUCAUGGGACCAAAGAUGCGCAAACUCGAGAAGCGUCUUCUAGCACCAACUGAAGAACAAGCCUCACAACAACGCAAGAUGGUCAUUCUCGGUGAAGUCAACCUGGACGACCCGUCAUCACUCGAGGCUCUGCGAGCUGUUCUCCGUGUCUACGCUACAGAGGAUGAGCUCACUCCUCUGAGUUUCAUGCUCAUCGGCAACUUUGUCAGUCAUCCCGUCAUGGCUGGUGGCGGUAGUGGUGGCAGCAUCGAGUACAAAGAGUACUUCAACGACCUAGCCACUGUCCUCUCAGACUUCCCUGGCCUCCUAAGAAGUUCAACAUGGGUCUUCGUGCCUGGCGACAAUGACCCAUGGGCAUCUGCCUUCAGCGCUGGAGCCAGCAAUCCCGUGCCCCGCCCUCCAAUCCCUGGUCUGUUUACCAGUCGUGUGAAGCGUGCCUUUGCCGCCGCCAAAUCAGAAGCGCCACUUCCGAAACCAGAUGACAGCAAUGUGCCUUCCGAACCAAUCUGGACAUCUAACCCAGCCCGUGUAUCGAUCUUCGGUCCAGCCCACGAAAUUGCAAUCUUCCGCGACGACAUAUCCAGCCGUCUUCGCCGCAACGCCAUAACAUUCGGCAAAGCCAAUGCCGCCAAUGAUGAGGAAGACGACGAUAUGCCUGACACUGUGCCCGUCGAGAUCCCGACUCCAACGCAGAUUGCAAGGAAACUCGUUCUCUCUCUCCUCCCCCAAUCACACCUUUCACCCUUCCCACUAUCCACACGCCCGGUGCUAUGGGACCAAGGUAGCGCAAUGAGUUUAUAUCCUCUACCGCAUACACUGGUGUUGGCAGAUGCCGAAGCGCCGGCUUUUGCUGUCACGUUUGAAGGGUGUCAUGUUCUUAACCCUGGCAGGUUGUGUAGAGAUGAAGGGAGGGGAAGGAGAGUUGCGUGGGUGGAGUAUGAUUGUUGGGCCAAGAGGGGCGAGGUGAGGGAGAUUUGGUCGAGUUAGAUGUAGCAAGGAGGAACAAGGGGAAUGAUCAUGGUUUAUGCAUUAGCGAAGGAGUUCUCGGUUGUUGAAGGGGAAACAUUAGUGGUAUAUGCUUAUAUAGAAGUAUUGAGA